AAAUCUGAUGAACUACGAGUGGAAUUUGCUAUUGCGCCAAUAAUAAGACAAGAUACAAUUAAUAUUUGCAAGCACUAUGAGCUGGAUAGGCUGGAGCAGGCUAUCAGUCACAAAGGUGAAUUUAAUGAACAAACGAGUUAUAGCCAUCUUUCUGCCAAUCGGCGCGGAAUUUACCGCCAGAUGACAAAAAUUGAGACACCUUGGAUGACACCAUCAUCAUACUUUGCCGAGCGUUUUGCUCAACCCACACUUGGUCAAUUGAUUGCGGUUAAACUUAUUCGACGUGGGUUCUGCGAGGAGGCUUUAAAAGAAGUCCAACUAGAGCCCGACUUUAAUGAAUCUGCAGAUGUCUCCAAAAGUGGUUUAUUUAAAAAUAUUGGAAAUGAUCCUUAUUUACACCAAUUUAAAGGAGAUAAUGACGUAAAAAAAGAUUUUCCCAAUUCACCAAGCGUCUCGACUAGCGAAACAAUCACAGAAGAAUCAAAGACAGUAACAAAUAGAGCGCAGAUCGAACUGGCAGCAGAAAAUUUCACAGUAUUUGUCGGUUAA
This is a messenger RNA of Protopolystoma xenopodis, 549 nucleotides long. The record is from the annotation of a GenBank genome assembly. NCBI's taxonomy places the organism in Eukaryota, Metazoa, Platyhelminthes, Monogenea, Polystomatidea, Polystomatidae.